Messenger RNA from Salarias fasciatus (jewelled blenny), 4930 nucleotides. It is a transcript of the gene lrrc4bb, whose product is annotated as leucine rich repeat containing 4Bb. The transcript has 2 exons. Gene Ontology annotation, biological process: regulation of presynapse assembly; regulation of postsynaptic density assembly; synaptic membrane adhesion. The coding region runs from base 381 to 2609 and encodes 742 amino acids. Lineage: Eukaryota; Metazoa; Chordata; Actinopteri; Blenniiformes; Blenniidae. The record is from RefSeq and is a predicted model, not a curated record. Gene Ontology annotation, cellular component: glutamatergic synapse; plasma membrane; postsynaptic density membrane. Gene Ontology annotation, molecular function: signaling receptor binding.
CUUUUUGUCUCUCUCCCCCUGCAGUGAGGAGCAUCAGCCUCCGAAGUGACAACACUCGGGCAGCAAAUCAUCCCCCAUAUUGGAUUCCUCUUGGAAUAAUUGUCAUGGGAAUAGAUAAAUUGGUUUCCCAAACAUGACAUGUUAAAAACGUUAAGGUGUUCGAUAGUGAAAAAACAGUAUGAGCUAAGUAAAAUGAGAAUCUAUUAAUGAUAAAUAGAGUCUUUAAUAUAACAUUACAUUUUUCUCUAAAUUUUUAAAGUGAAGGAGAAAAACAGAAUAACAGCAUCAAUUAUGAACAUCAAGAUAAGCACUUAACUUCCCUUGUUCGGAGGUGACUUAUCAACAUCAUAGCAAUAGGGGUGGGUCAUGACUCAGUUGCCAUGCGUGUUGUCAUGGUGACCAGCCCCUGUACCCCUUUCCCCCUCCUCUGGUUGGUCCAGCUUUUGUUGUGGUUUCACAACCAUGGACCUCAGCUGACAGAGGCAGCGCCCCCCUGCCCCAGCCCCUGUACCUGCUCCAACCAGGCGAGCCGUGUCAUCUGCACGAGGAAGAGUUUAGAUCAAAUCCCCGACAGUAUUUCAGAGAACACAAGAUACCUCAAUCUACAGGAGAACACAAUUCAGGUGAUCAAGUCCGACACAUUUAAGCAUCUGCGGCAUUUGGAAAUACUGCAACUCUCCAAGAACCACAUCCGGCAGAUUGAGGUGGGCGCUUUCAAUGGUCUCCCCAACCUCAACACAUUGGAGCUUUUUGACAACCGUCUCACAGUGGUACCGUCCCAAGCCUUCGAGUACCUCAGCAAGCUAAGGGAACUAUGGCUACGAAACAACCCUAUCGAGACACUGCCGGCAUUUGCCUUUCACCGUGUUCCCUCCUUACGGCGUCUCGAUCUAGGGGAACUCAGGAAGCUGGAUUUCAUCUCAGAGGCUGCUUUUGAAGGUCUGGUAAACUUGCGUUUCUUGAAUCUUGGCAUGUGUGGCUUGAAGGAUAUUCCGAAUCUGACUCCAUUAGUGCGACUGGAGGAGCUGGAGCUGUCGGGUAACCAGCUGGGGAUAGUCCGACCCGGAUCCUUUCAGGGUCUAGUGUCUCUUCGCAAGCUAUGGCUAAUGCACUCCAGAGUGUCAGUCAUUGAACGCAAUGCUUUUGAUGAUCUCAAAAACUUGGAAGAGCUCAACCUUUCCCACAACUCCCUGCACUCCCUGCCUCAUGACCUUUUCACCCCUUUGCAUCAGUUGGAGAGGGUACACCUCAACCACAACCCCUGGGUGUGCAACUGUGAUGUUCUGUGGCUCAGCUGGUGGCUUAAAGAAACAGUACCCAGUAACACCACAUGUUGUGCUCGCUGUCAUGCACCCCCUGGUCUAAAGGGCAAGUACAUUGGGGAAUUAGACCAGAGCCACUUUAUCUGCUAUGCCCCAGUGAUUGUUGAGCCACCUACUGACCUCAAUGUCACUGAAGGCAUGGCUGCUGAGCUGAAAUGCCGUACUGGAACCUCCAUGACCUCCGUGAACUGGUUCACUCCAAACGGCACUCUGAUGACCCAUGGAUCGUAUCGAGUUCGGAUCUCAGUGCUUCAUGACGGAACACUGAACUUCACCAACGUGACCGUGCAGGACACCGGACAGUAUACCUGCAUGGUAACCAACUCUGCUGGAAACACCACUGCGACCGCCGUGCUCAACGUGUCUGCUUCAGACCCCAGCAACAACUACAGUUAUUUCACCACUGUCACUGUGGAAACAGUGGAGACCGUGAGGGGCGAAGAGGAGAACUCGGCAAGACAGUAUAUUAAUGAGACCUUCAUAGAUUUACCUAAUCCCACUGUUCAGAGAGGGUUAGAUGGCAUCACUAUAUCGCCUUCUCUUUCUUCUCUUUCCUCGCUGUCCCCACGAGCCAACCGAGCCACUGAAAAUGCAGUGACUGUGUCCAUAAUGGAUGUAACUAAUAUUCCGGGCCUGGACGACGUAAUGAAAACAACUAAGAUCAUCAUUGGUUGCUUUGUGGCCAUUACUUUUAUGGCGGCUGUUAUGUUGGUGGUCUUCUAUAAACUCCGCAAACAGCACCAGCUGCACAAGCACCAUGGGCCAGCCAGAGCCAUCGAAAUCGUCAAUGUUGAAGAUGAGAUCGGAGCUGGGGCCGGAAGUGGCAUCUCAGGUGGCUCGACGAUGAAUUCUGGCGCAGGUGGAGAAGGAACCUUGAGGAUACAUCAUCCGGAAAUAGUCAACCUUCCCAAUAUUGGCCGUACAGAUACGCUCAACCAUUACUACAAGACGCAUCAUUUCAACAACAACGUCAUGGGUCUUAGCAUCGGCAGCGACGGGAUGGGACCAGGAGGGAUGCUUAACAGCAAGAACCAGCAAGGCCAGGAAAUCCCAAUCUCCUGUACCUCUGUCCCGAUCUCUACAUCUAAUUUGCUCUCCUCGUCAGGCAACGGCACCAACACCAACCCCAAUUCUAUGUCCCCACCGCUGCCGAUGUCUCUCCCCAUGCCCACCAUGGGCUUACAUGGAUCGAUCAAGGGUUUCAUGGGCCAGAACCAGAAUCCCCAAAUGGAGCCUCUUCUCUUCAAGGGGAGCUCAAAGGAAAACGUCCAAGAGACACAGAUCUAAAAACUAAAGUGAGAGCAAAGAGGGAGAGUGAGCAGGAGACGAAGACAGAGAGGGGAUUGAUGUUGGGUGUUACGUGCGGAAUGAUUAGACACUAGAGUGCAUUGACAUUACACGAGGAGAGAGAAUAGACGGACACGGCAAUACACAAACACAUAGACUUAUCUGUGACAGUGUACUGAGCCAAGGAUUACCACAAUGGCCCACUUGUGUUUGUAGUAACGAUCAUGGCCAUGGAGAUCAAGGAAUGGACAUUGCUACAAUGUAAAUCUGUGCCAAAGCAAAUGUUUUUUGCAGUUUCUACAAGCUGUGUUCUCAUAGGAAAAACUAGCCUUUCAGAGUAAUCAGUCCCCAAACCGUUGUUGGCCAGCAGAGUUGAAAGACACGCACAGCACUUGCCACACUGAAGAUCAGAGAUAUUGCAGAACAAAAUCCAAGAGACAUUUUUCUUCCACAAAAAAAAAAAAAAAAAAAAAAGAAACCAUGAGCCACACUCUCUCUCAAGUGACUCAAUAGACUCUCUCAAGGUGAAAAUUAUGUAGGCAUAAAUAGAUGGACAAAAAGGUACAGUGCAGUACAAACUACUGUGAAAAAUCCACAAAUUAUAUAAAUAUAUUUUCAUCUAAAUAUGUAUCAUUGCAGACUCCGAUGCAGACAUAUUUUGGGGUGGAUGUAUAAGCUGGUAUAGUUUGUUUCUUUGUGAAUAAUCAGGGGCGGUGACGGUGGAGGUUUGUUAUGAUACGUUUUAAGUUUGGCUACUUCUCAGAAACAUAAGGGCUCAAUUGCAACACUCAUUGUGAUUCUUUGAAUUGGCUUUGUGACAUGAAGUCCAUUUAGGUUGUGGAACAGUAAAUGCAGAUCUCUGUUUGACAAACUUUUGUCUGUUGUUUCAGUAAUAAUCAUUACAAUAUUUUGUGUUCUGAGAGUGUAUUAUGUAUUUUGUAAAAGCCAGCUACUUGGUAUUUGAAUUGACAAUUCUGAUACUUAAAUGCCAGCAUCAAAUAAUGGUGGGGGAAAAAAAAAAAACAAAAGGAAAAAAAAAAAACAGUGUUUCACAAAGACAAAACGGUAAUCCAAUGCAAAGAUCUGCAUGGGUUAAAUAAAGUGUUGACAAUGUGUUAUUUGAAUCAGAUCAGUAGCCAGAUAUUUGCUUUUAGACAGGAAUUUGAUAUGACCUCCUUGCUCAUGGUUACCAUAAUCAUGCCAUAAAAUGCUGUCAGAAGGAUGAUUAGACGUUUAUCUGCAGCAGCAUUCAAGAAGGGAUUAAACAUCCGUCUUAGGAUGAUUGGAAUGAAUGGAAAUGUACAGUAUAUUAAUAAUAAUAAUGUCUGGUUGUAUGACAAUUGUAAGAUCCACAUUUUUACAGUGUAACUUUCAUAUGUUUAAUGCCAUUUACGCUUCUUGCGUUUCAACUAUGUAUUUCUUUAUUUUUGUUAGUUUGAUAUAAUGUGUACAGUUGUCUAGCCAUGUAUCAUUACGUGUGAAAUAAAUCAAUCAUAUAUUGGGUUGUGGCGGGUCAAUAUGGCAACCACAUAAGUAAAGAGUGAGACAUUAUGCAGUCGCCCGUGCUAAACCUGGAUUGAAUGUAUGGUUUGUGGUUGAGCCAUUAGUCAGCCUGGUAAUGAUAGGUGCCAUCUGCUCUGUUUACGUGUUCAGACAGGCUUUUAGUCAUGCUUCUAUAGAUGGGCUACACCACAUGACUGAUUUUUGGUGAAUUAGUGUUUUUAUGAUCUUAUUCUUAAUGAAGGCGCUUGGUGUAAAGUCACUUAGUGUGCUUCUCCCAUAGUAAUUAUUUUACACUAGUGUUUGAACUGGUUGGAAAUGGAAAAUUACAAUUAAAGAAAAGGAAUAUAUUGAAUAAAUUCAUUGUUUCGACUGCUCUUAUCAAACAGGACCCUAAAAUGUUUGUUGCAAUUGAGCACAAACUGGACAUGUGACCAGUUAUUCCAGAGAUAGUGCAACGUUUUGACUGUAAUGCAGUUGUGUAUGAUUUUGCUGGGCUUCGUUCUGUUGUAAUUCUGCACCCCUCCCUCUGACACAGUGUGUGUGUGUGUGUUUUUUUUCUGUUUUUUUUUACCCGCAAAUGUCAUUCAUUUCUGAGGUGUUUUAUGUGCGUUAUCAAGGUUUUUGUUAUCGCUGAGAAGACGACACAAGAAAGAAUAGCAAUAAUGAUGAUGAUAAUGUGAUAUCGGGCAUGCUUAUGAAAGGAGCACCUUGUGUAUUCAUGCACACGUUAUUGAGUCAGUGUGUAAUUCUGAAAAUCUAAACCGCCUUUUACAAUGUGUCUGAUCACACCGACAACAGCACUUGAAAGAGGAUUGAGA